GUAUCUCCUCAAUGCAUCCCCAAAACCAAGCAAUACGUGUUCAAACCUCUUGCUGGCUUUUCCAGAAGUCAGAACACAACUUUCGCCGUAGCAUGACGUUAUCCUCUUUUUCCCGCAAAACCUUUCCUUCAGUCUCUCUUGAAUCCUCAUGUUUGGCACAUCGUCCUUGACUCUUUGUCAUCUUUUGCUGUGAAGCGUUCCAGGCAGAGAGAAUACGGGAAAAGAAUCAACUCUUGAACUGGAGGAACGUUAAGAUCAAGGUUUUGUUUUGUGGGUCAAGUGAAAGCUUAAACUUUGCUUCCUAGGUGGGGCUGACUUGAGAAGCUAGAGAUACAGAGGCAGAGAAAUAGGAGAAGUUGGGAUGGGUAUGGCUUGUUGCCCAAUAUUUUUCUGUGCAAAGGGUUCAGAUCGAAAAGCACGAGGUAAGAAAGUGCCUGCAUGGAGAGUCUUUUCUUUGAAGGAACUACACUCAGCAACAAACAAUUUUAACUACGAUAACAAGCUUGGAGAAGGGGGAUUUGGCAGUGUAUACUGGGGCCAGCUUUGGGAUGGAUCACAAAUUGCAGUGAAAAGAUUAAAAGCUUGGAGCAACAAAGCAGAUAUGGAAUUUGCUGCCGAAGUUGAGAUAUUGGCCAGAGUAAGACACAAGAAUCUUCUUAGUCUACGUGGCUAUUGUGCUGAAGGGCAAGAAAGACUAAUUGUGUACGAUUAUAUGCCAAAUUUGAGCCUACUCUCCCAUCUUCAUAGACAGCACUCUUCAGAUUGCCUUCUUAAUUGGGACAGGCGCAUGAAUAUCGCUAUUGGGUCGGCCGAGGGAAUUGCAUAUCUUCACCACCAAGCAACACCCCACAUAAUCCACAGGGAUAUCAAAUCAAGCAAUGUGUUGUUGGAUGCAGAUUUCCAUCCUCAGGUUGCUGAUUUUGGUUUCGCAAAGCUGAUUCCUGAUGGGGCAACCCAUGUGACGACAAGAGUUAAGGGAACCCUUGGCUACCUCGCGCCGGAAUAUGCCAUGCUCGGUAAGGCAUCUGAGAGUUGUGAUGUCUACAGUUUUGGGAUUCUCUUGUUAGAACUUGCGAGUGGCAAGAAACCAAUUGAAAAACUAAGUACUUCAAUGAAGCGAUCGAUAGCUGAUUGGGCACUACCAUUGGUUAUUGAGAGGAGAUAUAGUGACCUUGCAGAUCCAAAGCUAAAGGGUAACUAUGUUAAGGAAGAACUAAAAAGGAUGAUUCUUGUGGCGCUUGUCUGUGCUCAAAGACAGCCUGAGAAAAGACCCACCAUGCUUGAGGUGGUAGAUCUGCUAAAAGGAGAGUAUAAGGAUAAGUUAUCUGAUUUAGAAAAGAAUGAAUUGUUCAGAAACCCUCCAGCUUUAGAAGACAAUGAUGGGGCAUCAGUUGCUGAAGAUAGUUCAGACUUCAUCUCAGAAGAGAAGGAAUCAACGUUUGAGAUAAAAGAGAGUAGUGGGCUAUAGUCUUGGCAAAAAUAGCUUAAACCAUGAACAUUUUGUAUUGUAUUUAUACAUAUUGUAAAGCUCUCUCAACUUGCAGUUUAUUGUUAUCGCGAUCCAAAAAGGAAGCAUGAGUUUAUUCAUGUUGGAAGUUUGAGUGCAUGCUGGUUUUGUCAUGUUUUGAG
This is a messenger RNA of Neltuma alba, 1629 nucleotides long. RefSeq names its product PTI1-like tyrosine-protein kinase At3g15890. The record is from RefSeq and is a predicted model, not a curated record. Gene Ontology annotation, biological process: protein phosphorylation. Bases 362 to 1468 code for a protein of 368 amino acids. Lineage: Eukaryota; Viridiplantae; Streptophyta; Magnoliopsida; Fabales; Fabaceae. The transcript has 4 exons. Gene Ontology annotation, molecular function: ATP binding; protein kinase activity.